AUGAGAUCAACCAGCAAAGAUGACGAAAUAGCAACAGACAUCAACAAAAUGGUCAACAAUUCUACAUCGUCAUCAAUUCUUCUCAUCAUUGCUUCUUUGUCUGACGUUGUGAAUGCAGCAAAAGAUUAUUAUAAAAUCAUGGGAGUGGAUAGAAAAGCAGACGAAAGAACGAUCAAAAAGGCUUAUAGGAAAUUGGCUCAAAGUUUGCAUCCAGACAAACAUCCUGAUAAACAAUCCGAAUUUGUGGAAAUGUCAGAAGCUUAUCAAGUCUUAUCUGACUCCGAACAACGAUCAAUUUAUGACCGUUUCGGAGAAGAGGGAAUUAAACGUCAUCAAGCUGGCAAAGCAGGCGGAGGAGGUGGCGGUCAUGAUCCUUUCGAUAUCUUUAGAAACUUCUUUGGAGGUGGCGGAGGUUUUGGCGGUCAAGCUGGAGUACGUAAAGGUCCAACAAAGCAAUUUGAAGUGAAGGUCAAUUUGGCAGACAUGUACACUGGCAGACGUGUUCAAAUUUCAUUUGACCGUUCAGCCGUUUGUCCAACAUGUGAUGGAAGUGGAGCAAGAUCAAGAGAUGAUAUUCAUCAAUGCAGUGCCUGUAAUGGAGCCGGUGUGAGAAUCGUUCGUCAACAAAUCAUGCCAGGAUUCGUAACAAAUGCACAAAUGACUUGUGAUAAAUGCGGUGGUAAAGGCAAGAUGAUCGCACAUGCAUGUGAUCGUUGCAGCGGAGCAAAGGUUAUACGAGAAGAUGUAGAAUUGGACGUAGAAGUGAUGCCUGGGGCAAAAGAAGGUGAAGAGUUAUUGUUCGAAGGAGAAAGUGACGAAAGUCCUGAUUUCGAAGCGGGUGACGUUGUGGUGAAAUUAUGGAGCGAAAGGAAUAAAAAUGCAUUUAGAAGGAGGGAUGCAAAUCUGUACACUUCGAUCGCUUUGGGAUUGGAUGAAGCUUUGUUGGGUUUUGAACGUAAUAUCACACAUUUGGACGAUCAUAUCGUCACUUUGCAUAGAAGAGGAGUUACGCAACCAGGCUACGUUGAGCGAAUCGAGAAGCAAGGAAUGCCAAAACGUGAAGAUUGGGAUACUUUCGGGGAUCUGUUCGUCGAGUAUAGCGUUGUGUUACCGGACAAGAUCGAAGGAGAUCUAAGAAAGGUACUCGAAAAAGUAUUUGGCCGACAGCCGGGAGCGAUGGACGAAAAAUCGAAAAAGGAUGGACAUACAGAGCUUUGA
Meira miltonrushii is the source of this 1218-nucleotide messenger RNA. RefSeq names its product DnaJ-domain-containing protein. Gene Ontology annotation, cellular component: cytoplasm. Lineage: Eukaryota; Fungi; Basidiomycota; Exobasidiomycetes; Exobasidiales; Brachybasidiaceae. Gene Ontology annotation, molecular function: Hsp70 protein binding; ATP binding. Gene Ontology annotation, biological process: protein refolding; response to heat. The record is from RefSeq and is a predicted model, not a curated record. The coding region runs from base 1 to 1218 and encodes 405 amino acids. The transcript has 3 exons.